Molecule: messenger RNA, 1735 nt
Organism: Gastrolobium bilobum
Lineage: Eukaryota; Viridiplantae; Streptophyta; Magnoliopsida; Fabales; Fabaceae
Product: glucan endo-1,3-beta-glucosidase 7-like
Exons: 5
Coding region: 21-1448 (475 amino acids)
Biological process (GO): carbohydrate metabolic process
Cellular component (GO): plasma membrane
Molecular function (GO): hydrolase activity, hydrolyzing O-glycosyl compounds
Source: RefSeq, a predicted model, not a curated record
GCAGUCUUUAAAGUUCCAACAUGGCAAUCAUGUUCUCUACCUCUGCAAUUCUUCUAUCAUUUCUUGCCCUCUUCCUCGCAUUUAAUCUUGCAAAUUCUGAAUCAUUCAUAGGAGUGAACUAUGGACAAGUCGCCGACAACCUGCCACCGCCGUCAGCCACCGCGAAACUACUCCAGUCGACCUCCAUCGAAAAGGUCCGGUUAUACGGAUCCGACCCGGCCAUAAUCAAAGCUCUGGCGAACACCGGGAAAGGAAUCGUGAUCGGAGCUGCGAACGGCGACAUUCCAGCACUUGCCGGCGACCCCAGCUUCGCGAAAAACUGGGUCAGCACGAAUGUUGUUCCUUUCUACCCCGCCAGCAACAUCAUCCUCAUCACUGUUGGCAACGAGGUUAUAACCUCGAACGACCCGAACCUGAUGAACCAGAUGUUGCCGGCGAUACAGAACGUCCAAAACGCCCUCGAUGCUGCUUCUUUGGGUGGGAAAAUCAAGGUCUCUACGGUGCAUUCCAUGGCGGUUCUGAAGAGCUCUGAGCCUCCUUCCGCCGGAAGAUUCGACCCUGGCUUCACCACCGUUUUGCAGGGUCUGUUGUCGUUUAACAACGCCACUGCUUCACCCUUUGCCAUCAACCCUUACCCUUACUUCGCGUACAAAAGCGACCCUGGCAGAGCCGAUAACCUAGCCUUUUGCCUUUUCCAACCCAACUCGGGCCGAGUUGACUCAAACACCAAUAUCAAGUACAUGAAUAUGUUCGAUGCUCAGGUUGAUGCUGUUCGGUCUGCUCUGGAUUCUAUGGGGUUUAAGAAUGUUGAGAUUGUGGUUGCGGAGACUGGGUGGCCCUACAAAGGAGACAGUGAUGAGGUUGGACCAAGUCUUGAGAAUGCUAAGGCUUACAACGGUAAUCUAGUUGCACACCUGCGAUCCAUGGUUGGGACCCCACUGAUGCCAGGGAAAUCAGUGGACACAUACCUCUUUGCCUUGUAUGAUGAAGACUUGAAGCCUGGACCGGCUUCUGAGAGAGCCUUUGGCCUUUUUAACACUGAUCAAUCCAUGGUCUAUGAUGCUGGCCUCUCCAAGCAGCAGAGUCAGGCUAGUACCCCAGUGCCUGUAGUAGCCCCGACUACUCCGGAUGUGUCAAAAUCUCCGUUGACUCCAACAACGCCGAAUAAUAAAGCAACAUGGUGUAUGCCAAAAGCAGGAGUAACAACUGCGCAAUUACAAGCAAGUUUGGAUUAUGCUUGUGGGCAGGGUAUAGAUUGUAGCUCAAUUCAACCAGGAGGAGCUUGUUUUGAACCAAACACAUUAGCAAACCAUGCUGCAUAUGCCGUGAAUCUCUUCUAUCAAACUUCUGGACGAAAUCCAUUGACUUGUGAUUUCUCCCAAACAGCCAUUUUAUCAUCGAACAAUCCAAGUUACAAUAAUUGCGUUUAUCCUGGAGCAAAUGCCUAAACUAAAAAGCAAGAAAGUAAAUAAAGGAGGGCACUUUUUAUUGUUUUAAUUAUUCUCUCUUAAUCGCUAAGGAAUGUUCUGGUUCUGGGAGCUCUCCGAAAUAGAAGAGUGUGCAUGUAUGAAGGAGGAUUUUCCUCUAUUUCUUGUGUUACCUUUUUUUUAAUGUCUCUGUCAGAUGCAAGAUGCUGCAUUGUUUAUGAUGUGUGAACUGUGAAGCGUUUUUUUGGUAUAUUAUGUUGAUUGAUUGAGUCAUCGUUUGAAAUCUUGGGGUCCAUGUAUAUGUACUU